Molecule: messenger RNA, 2354 nt
Organism: Manihot esculenta (cassava)
Lineage: Eukaryota; Viridiplantae; Streptophyta; Magnoliopsida; Malpighiales; Euphorbiaceae
Product: E3 ubiquitin-protein ligase RGLG2
Exons: 10
Coding region: 874-2115 (413 amino acids)
Source: RefSeq, a predicted model, not a curated record
GACUUUAUUUUUUGCUAUAGAAUAUUCCUGUGGGUGAUAAUGUUGCAAUCAGAAUAAUUUCCUUGAAAGCUUAUGCAUUGAUGAUGGGAAGUUUCAUCGUUUUCUUAUUAUUUCUUUCUCAGUAUUUGUUACUCGGUUUUGCUUUACUUUUUCAAGAUUAUGUCUUACUUGUUAUAUAUUCUAAGGAAAAAACCACUUAGUUUCCGUGUGAUCAGUACUGAAAUUCAGUAUUCCUGCUGAUAUGCAAUUGAUCUUUUUUGGGUUAAAGGUGCAAAAUCUAUUUCUUUUCUCUGUUUCUUUUUGGAUUGAUUUGUUUGCUCUUUGGAUUUUACAUUAUUUCCGUUUCUUUACUUUGCACUUUCUAGAGUCUAAGGUAUGGGUUUUUAAAGUAAGAAAUUUGUUUGGAAGGAAGGCAAAUAAGUUUUGAGACAAAGGUUUUUGUAAAGAAUAUAAGGUUUUUAGGUUUCAAAAUGCUGAAAAACUUUUUCAACCGACAAAUUAUUAGUCGGUAAACUUCAUUGAAACAUACUGGUAAUCUCUGUCAUGCAUCUGGUGAACUGAUAUGCUGUUUGGGUUCAAAUCUUGUAUGUUAAGAAGUAGCAAGUACCAUUUCUAUAAUGUGUUUGGGAAAAUUCCUAAAUGGAUGAGGUGCUUGUAUGUGGAUGUUCCACAUAUUCAGUAUUGAACUUGUUUGAUUUUGAAGAUUUUGGAGUUCUGAAUCUUUGGAUAACUUGGUUGAAACAAAUAUAUUUCUUAUGUUUGGUGAAAACUGACUUGAUGAUCUGACUUCAUGUGCAGUUUGAGCAGAAAUUAGGCUUCACUUCAUUAAGCUUGUCCUGUUUGUGCAGCAUCUGAAAGUUGGGUAUCUGAAUAAUGGGAGGAAAACAGUCAAGGCAUCAAGGUCAAUACCAGCAUGAUUCAUACAAUUAUGGGGCUCCAUCACUCCCAAGCUCUUUGCCCUACUUGUCUCAUUCUUCAAGGUGUGUUGAUUAUGAUGGAAGAAGCAAGCUGCAGUCAAGGUAUUCAAGAAUUGGUGAUGAUUACUACUCUCUAGAACAGGUGACGCAAGCUCUUGCACAAGCUGGUUUGGAAUCUUCCAAUCUUAUUUUGGGCAUUGAUUUCACAAAAAGCAAUGACUGGACAGGCGCGCGGUCUUUCCACAGGAAGAGCCUGCAUCACCUUGGGGAUUCUAUGAAUCCUUAUGAACAGGCAAUAUCAAUAAUUGGAAGAACAAUUUCUGAUUUUGAUGAAGAUAACCUUAUUCCUUGUUAUGGUUUUGGUGAUGCCUCUACUCAUGAUAAAGAAGUAUUUAGCUUCAAUCCAGAAGAUAGGCCGUGUAAUGGCUUCGAGGAAGUACUUAGUCGUUAUAGAGAAAUAGUUCCAAAUGUCCAUUUAGCUGGACCAACAUCUUUUGCCCCAAUCAUUGAAACUGCCAUUGGUAUUGUGGACAAUAGUGGUGGCCAGUAUCAUGUUCUCAUGAUCAUUGCUGAUGGGCAGGUUACAAGAAGUGUCGAUACGGGUAAUGGACAGUUGAGUCCGCAGGAGCAAUGUACCAUUAAUGCUAUUGUAAAAGCAAGUGAGCAUCCGCUAUCAAUAGUACUGGUUGGAGUUGGUGAUGGACCAUGGGACAUGAUGCAUACAUUUGAUGACAAUAUUCCUUCUCGGGCGUUCGAUAAUUUCCAGUUCGUGAAUUUCACAGAAAUCAUGUUGAAAAACAUCCCCAUGUCUAAGAAGGAGACUGAGUUUUCUCUAGCUGCAUUAAUGGAGAUACCAUCACAAUACAAAGCUACAAUAGGACUUCAUCUGUUGGGCUGCCAAAGAGGUAUUCCAAAGAGGUAUCCUCUUCCUCCUCCACUUGGGAACAGCUUGGUGACUUACUAUCCAACGUAUAAAGGGCCAAGCAGAAAUGAACAGAGAAUGGGAUAUGAUAAUGAUCCUUCUCGCUGUCUUGUGAAUCAUACUUCACAUAGUAGGAGUUGUCCUGUGUGUUUAUGGAGUACAAAAGAUCUUGCAUUUGGAUGUGGACAUCAGACAUGUUAUGAUUGUGGGAGGGACUUGAACUUGUGCCCCAUUUGCCAAACCUACAUAAUCACCAGGAUAAGACUGUACGAGUGAUUCAUCAGAUUUAGUAGAGUCUGUUCGGGACUUGACAGAAUGAAGCAUAGGUGGGAGUUCAAAAACCUGACAGGGUGAAGCAUUGGUGGAUUUCCCAAGUCCCCAUAUAGUGCAACUUCAUCUAUUUCAAACUUUUGUAGGCAAUCUUCUUUAAGUCGAUGUCAAAGAAUCAAGUGGUUCUGUUUGAUUUUGGUUCCUGUUGUCAACUUCUUUUUGAUCAUAUAAAUUCUGGUUUGAAC